AUGCGGUCUCCGCUCCUUUGGAGCGGCCUCAAUCUGGGGCUCUUUGGACAAAGCCCAAACAGAGAACUACUCUCACAAGCCCGUCUCGGACCCCAUACGCCUCGCCCGAACAUUGUCUUUAUCCUCACCGACGACCAAGAUCUCCACCUCAACUCCCUAUCCUACAUGCCCUUUGUCCAAAAGCACCUGAUAGAACAAGGCACAUUCUACACCCGCCACUUCUGCACCGUAGCGCUCUGCUGCCCUUCCAGAGUGUCUCUGUGGACCGGAAAAGCAGCGCAUAAUACCAACGUGACCGACGUGAGCCCGCCAUAUGGAGGAUACCCCAAGUUUGUCAGCCAGGGGCUGAAUGAGAAUUUCUUGCCCGUGUGGUUGCAAGAGGCGGGUUACAGUACCUAUUAUACGGGGAAGCUGCUUAAUGCGCAUACGGUGGAGAAUUAUGCGUCUCCCUAUGUGAAGGGGUUCAAUGGCUCUGACUUCCUACUUGAUCCGUUCACAUACCAAUACCUCAACAGCACCUAUCAACGCAACAGAGAAUCCCCCGUCAGCUACGAAGGUCAACACAGCGUCGAUGUACUAGCAGAAAAAGCGUAUGGCUUCCUUGAAGAUGCUCUAGAGAACGAAGCUCCUUUCUUCCUCACCGUUGCACCAGUAGCACCGCACAGCAACGUAAGGAUCCAACGACUAGAAGGCGACAUCGAAGACAUUGUCGCCGAAUUUACAGAACCGAUACCAGCAGAACGACAUGUCCACGUCUUCCCCGACGCCAAAGUACCACGAACGGCAAACUUCAAUCCCGAGACCCCCUCAGGCGUGAACUGGAUACAACGCCUGCCACGUCAAAGCAAGGAAAACGUAGAGUACAACGAUCACUUUUAUCGCUCCCGUCUCCGCGCUCUGCAAGGUGUGGACGAGAUUGUGGGUGGCCUAGUGACUCGUUUGGAACGCGCCGGGAAGCUAGACAACACUUAUAUCAUCUACUCCAGCGACAACGGGUACCACAUUGGCCAGCACAGACUUCAACCCGGCAAAGAGUGCGGGUUCGAAGAAGACAUCAACGUACCCUUGAUUAUCCGCGGACCGGGGGUUCCGAAAAACGUGACAACCGCGAUCGUUACCACGCAUACGGAUCUGGCUCCGACGAUUCUGGGUUUGACGGGGACUUCUCUACGGGAAGACUUCGACGGGGCGGCCAUUCCCUUGACGGAAGCAGGUCUAGAUGAAGCCAGCGAAUCACGGCACGAACAUGUCAAUGUUGAGUACUGGGGUUUUGCGUUGGGGGAAGGAAAGGACUGGGACGGAGGCAAGUUGUCAAACUCUGUCGUUUUACGUCUUAUUUCCGGCUCCUACAACUUCUACUACUCCGUCUGGUGCAAUAACGUCCACGAGCUGUACGACCUGAAUGACGAUCCAGGACAACUCAAUAACCUUCUAGCACACCCGUCCAGCUCCAUCACCCUCCUCGGCCACGCGCUGCAUAAAGUAGUCUCUCGCCUAGACGCCCUUCUCUUCGUGCUGAAGUCCUGCAAAGGCGAGACUUGCGUCAAGCCGUGGAAAGCGCUGCAUCCAGCAGGCAAUGUGCAAAAUCUGCACGACGCGUUGGCUCCUCGGUACGAUGCCUUCUACGAAAGGGAGCAGAAGCCCGUGGAGUAUACGAGAUGUGAAGCUGGGUAUAUUGUUGACGCUGAGGGCCCGCAGUUUGAGAGGGAGGGGUUGGUGUAUAGGGGUGGGAGGGCGUGGUCAGAGUGGACUUAG
Molecule: messenger RNA, 1755 nt
Organism: Westerdykella ornata
Lineage: Eukaryota; Fungi; Ascomycota; Dothideomycetes; Pleosporales; Sporormiaceae
Product: arylsulfatase-like protein
Exons: 4
Coding region: 1-1755 (584 amino acids)
Biological process (GO): phenol-containing compound metabolic process
Molecular function (GO): N-acetylglucosamine-6-sulfatase activity; glycosaminoglycan binding; arylsulfatase activity
Source: RefSeq, a predicted model, not a curated record